Penicillium argentinense is the source of this 927-nucleotide messenger RNA. RefSeq lists its product as uncharacterized. The record is from RefSeq and is a predicted model, not a curated record. Bases 1 to 927 code for a protein of 308 amino acids. The transcript has a single exon. Lineage: Eukaryota; Fungi; Ascomycota; Eurotiomycetes; Eurotiales; Aspergillaceae.
AUGGACUGGAUGAGGGAGAUGAGCUCGCAGCAUCCAGACGCCAGAGGAGGCUGGAAGCCCAAGCCCCUCUCAGCGCUACGCCGUCCUUCUUCGCUCCUCAAACCCACCAACCCCACCACUCCACCCCACCGAACUACCCCACACCCCAACGAAGAACCUCUCCACCGAAUCCCGAUCACCUACUCUACUAUCGCAGCUAGAGUUCUCUCGUUCCAUAGACAAGUGCUUACCGACGUCACUCCUCUCCAGCUGGCCCAGAAUGGCUUGUACUGCAAGCCUUCUCCAAGAUCUGGCGGAUCAGCGUGUUGUUUCGCCUGCGGAUCGAGCAGGCCCUUGUACACACUCCAGAAUAAUCCCAUCGAGGAGACGCAGCAGCUACACUUAGCAGACUGUAUAUGGCUGAUCAUCUGUCGUGAUCUUAGGCCUGUCUUUGAAACACCCGACCUUUGCACCCACUCAAGUCUCGCAUCUCCAUCACCUCAACAACCACAUCCAGAAACAGUGCCAGCAUCCACUCCGCCCGAUGAACCUUCAAUCAUGGACAUUGAUUCAGCCGCCGAACAGUCCUCCACGAUACCUGAAUCGGGAACACAAAAUCCUCAGCCCACUUGCUCUGAAGAAGCCUCUCAGACUCCUAACCUCGCCUCUCACCAUCCCACGCUACAUCCACACCAGACCAACGACCCACCUAUGCCUCGGUUCUCCAAUGCCCCAAAUCUCCUCAUCCGCAACCGACUUCUAAGACCUACUACACCGCACGAUCUCUUAAACGCACGCUCACAAUCGAAGACCUUUAUCUCCGUUUCCACAAUAAACCAUCGCCAUUCAAACUCGACAAGAAAUCUUGCAAAAGCCAAGCUAAUCGAACUCGAGCUCGGGCUCGCAAUCAGAACGCAACUGCCACACGGUCACUCACAAAAUUCUUGA